GGUGAAACUCUUGAGCCUGAGAUCAGAAGUGCCUGUCAAGAUGGAAGUGAACCCCCCGAAACAGGAGCACCUGCUGGCGCUAAAAGGUCCUGUUGCUUCUGAUUUGACAAGAGAGACAGUCUUGUAAAUAAUAAAUUGUGUUCUAGCUCGGAAGAAUUCAGCCAAGCAGUUUUCUCUUCCUUAAGAGUUAAUGGAUUACUGCGGAAUGACUACUGAAGUAAUAUUACAUUAUCGGCCAUGUGAGAAAGAUCCCACACAACUGGCAGAAAUUGCAGAAAAGGCAAUUCAGGACUUCCCUACUCACCCGCUAUCAAGAUUUAUUCCUUGGUUUCCACAAGAUGGGUCCAAACUUCCACUCAAGCCUAAAAGAUUACCCCCAGUAAUUUCUGGAGAGGCUGCUGAGAAUGUGAGACAGUACUUAACCAUUUCAGAACCUAGUGUUAAAUCACAGAGCUACGACUGCACAGUAGAUCUCUUGGAGUUUCAACCUAGUUUGAAAACCCAGCACUUAAUCCAGUCACACACGCUGAAUGAACCGAAUAACUCUGGAAAUCUGGAUAGAGAUUCAGGAAAAGGGAAACAGCACAGGAAGAGGUCCUGGAGCGUUUCACUUGCCAGCAAACACUGUGCAGAAAAUAUUUUUCCUUUGUCUAAGAAAUUGCAAGCUAGGUUAAAGACGCUGCAUUUGCACUCCCUUCAUAGAGGAAGGUGGACGUUAGAAUACAGUGUUUGCAACAACCAGACUCUGGAAGACGUUUGGACAAAACUCAAUCGCCUCAUCCGGCACAAUGAACUUCCUUCAUGUAAUGCCACCAUCCAGAGACAGUUAAGUCAGAUAUGGGUGUUCUGUGAUAUGAUGUACUGUGAAUACGUAGGAAGUCUUCUUAAAGAAAGAUUAUCUCUUAUUGGGAAAAUUAAUUUAUUUGUACAUAAAUAUGGUGUUAUUUUUAGUAUGUAAUGAAUUCUGAUCAUAACAAAAAUAUCUGAAUAAAAUGAGUAUGGACUGAAAUUAUAAAAUGAAUAAAUUUUACUGUCAUUACAAUUUUAAUGACUUAAAAUUUGAUGCUUCUUUAUACUGUGAAGAAAUAAUUGUCUAAUGUGUAUACAGUUUGUGUCCAAUAUAUAAAUGAGUAUGACAUAAUUCCAAGUCUUGUCAAUGAAGUCAGGAACAUUCUAGAUUUUUAUUAGUAUUCUUUUAAGUGAACUGUGAUGAAUUGUUGUUUGUAUUAAAAUUGAGAGGAAAUGUUCUAGUCUUUAUUAUUACUGAUUGACUUUAAAUAAAUGGGUUGAAUUUUAGUGAA
Molecule: messenger RNA, 1301 nt
Organism: Peromyscus leucopus (white-footed mouse)
Lineage: Eukaryota; Metazoa; Chordata; Mammalia; Rodentia; Cricetidae
Gene: Shld3
Product: shieldin complex subunit 3
Exons: 2
Coding region: 191-958 (255 amino acids)
Biological process (GO): positive regulation of isotype switching; positive regulation of double-strand break repair via nonhomologous end joining; negative regulation of double-strand break repair via homologous recombination
Source: RefSeq, a predicted model, not a curated record